Peromyscus leucopus (white-footed mouse) is the source of this 635-nucleotide messenger RNA. RefSeq names its product neural Wiskott-Aldrich syndrome protein-like. Lineage: Eukaryota; Metazoa; Chordata; Mammalia; Rodentia; Cricetidae. The record is from RefSeq and is a predicted model, not a curated record. The transcript has 2 exons. The coding region runs from base 10 to 423 and encodes 137 amino acids.
AGCAAAGCGAUGACGUCAUCAGUGACCAAGGCAAUGACGUCAUCACCCAGCGGGGCAAUGACGUCGUCACCGACCCCAACGGCUCGCAGGGAGGGCGACCGGGAGGCCCCGCCCCCCCCUCCCACUCCCCCGCCCCCCCACCACGGCGCCGGCGCGGGGAGAAGGAGGAGAAGGAGGAGAAGAAGGACCGAGCCCGGGAGCGCGAGCACCACCGCCACGGCCGCCACGGCCGCCACCGCGCGACCCCGACCCCAACCCCGAGGUCGUCACGGCCUCGGUGACCCCGCGGAUGACCCCGGUGACCCCAUUGACCCCGCCGACCUCAAUGACCCCGCCCUUUUUUCGCGUGGAGCCCGCGGAGGACUGAGUCUCGCGGGUGAUUGUUUUUUUUUUUGGUUCCCUCCGCCUCUCCCUCCCCCCUGACUUGAUGGCGUUGACCCCCGGUGACCCCGCCGAUGACCCCGCUGACCCCAAUCACCCCGCCCAUUUUCUGUUUGGAGCCCGCGGAGGAGGACUGAGUCCCGCGGGUGAUUGUUUUUUUUCUUCCCCGGUUCCCGUGUGGCCCCGUGGGGUCAGGGGUCGGCGUCCCGUGCGACCCCCGUGUGAGACAAUAAAGCCCAGCGCUGUGGCCCGGA